Messenger RNA from Cajanus cajan (pigeon pea), 2678 nucleotides. Its product is annotated as protein NRT1/ PTR FAMILY 1.1. Gene Ontology annotation, molecular function: transmembrane transporter activity. Lineage: Eukaryota; Viridiplantae; Streptophyta; Magnoliopsida; Fabales; Fabaceae. Gene Ontology annotation, cellular component: membrane. The record is from RefSeq and is a predicted model, not a curated record. Gene Ontology annotation, biological process: transmembrane transport; oligopeptide transport.
AAGCAUUUGCGACAAAACAAUACUAUAAUUGAAAGCCUGUGAUAUAUUUUAUUUAAUAAUGGGAGAAGCAGAGGGUUCAGAUUCAGAAUGAGACGUGUAUAAUUUGAUUUAUACAAUCAAUGUGUUUCUAGUAGCAUUAGGAGAAAGGUAGAAGAAGGCAGUAACAGUAGCUGAUCAAUGGAGAGGGAGGUAGAGCUUUGUCCACUUCAACCCAAAAUGGCUUCCCACAUUACUUCUCAUCCCCAAAGCUGUGCUAAGGGUGGCCUCCUUACCAUGCCUUUCAUCAUAGCAAAUGAAGCACUUGCUAGGGUGGCAACUUUGGGGCUUCUGCCCAAUAUGAUACUGUACUUGAUGGGGAACUACAAUCUUCAUCUACCCAAAGCUACCAAGAUACUGCUCUUAUCUGUUGCAACUACCAAUUUCAUGCCUCUCCCUGGUGCCUUCAUUGCUGAUUCUUAUUUGGGUCGCUUCCUUGCUGUUGCUUUAGGUUCCUUCAUCACUUUCCUGGGAAUGGCACUCUUGUGGCUAACAGCCAUGAUCCCACAGGCACGGCCUCCUCCUUGCAAUUCUGAAACUGAAAGAUGUGAAUCAGCAACAGCUGGGCAAAUGGCAAUGUUAAUCUCUUCCCUUGCUCUCAUGUCCAUUGGAAAUGGUGGCCUUUCAUGUUCCCUGGCAUUUGGUGCAGACCAGGUGAAUAGGAAAGAUAACCCCAAUAAUCAAAGGACCUUGGAGAUAUUCUUCAGCUGGUACUAUGCUUCCUCUGCCAUAUCAGUCAUAAUUGCCUUCACCGGAAUAGUAUAUAUUCAAGAUCAUCUUGGAUGGAAAUUGGGUUUUGGAGUUCCUGCAGCUCUUAUGUUCUUUUCCACUUUUUUCUUCCUUCUGGCUUCUCCGCUUUAUGUAAAGAAUAAAACACACAGCAGCUUGCUCACUGGAUUUGCUCGUGUGAUUGUUGUAGCCUAUAAGAACAGGAAACUUACAUUACCACAUAAGAUCUCGGAUGGAAUGUAUCAUCAUAACAAAGACUCUGAUCUAGUUGUUCCAAAUGAUAAACUAAGGUUUCUGAAUAAAGCUUGCUUCAUUAAGGACCCAGAAAAGGAGAUAGCCUCUGAUGGUUCAGCCUCAAAUCCAUGGAGUCUCUGCACAGUUGAUCAAGUAGAAGAACUAAAAGCUAUUGUUAAAGUUAUUCCCCUGUGGUCUACAGGGAUCAUGAUGUUUCUUAACAUUGGAGGCUCCUUUGGAUUGCUUCAAGCUAAAUCCCUUAACAGACAUAUUACUCCAAAUUUCGAAGUUCCAGCAGGUUCUUUAAGUGUGAUCAUGAUAUUUACAAUAUUUAUAUGGAUAGCUCUUUAUGACCGUGUCAUUAUUCCUCUAGCCUCAAAGCUCAGAGGCAAACCAGUUAGGAUCAGUGCCAAGAGAAGAAUGGGACUUGGGUUGUUUUUCUCUUUUCUCCACUUGGUAACUGCAGCAAUUGUUGAGACUACAAGGCGAAGGAGAGCAAUUAGUGAGGGCCAUAUUAAUGACACACAUGCUGUGUUGAAUAUGUCUGCAAUGUGGCUUUUUCCUCAGCUUUGCUUGGGUGGCAUAGCUGAAGCAUUCAAUGCAAUAGGCCAAAAUGAGUUCUAUUAUACCGAGUUUCCAAAGACUAUGUCAAGCAUUGCUUCUUCCCUUUUUGGACUGGGAAUGGCAUUUGGGUAUGUGUUGUCUUCUUUGGUAUUCAGUUUUGUGGAAAAGGUUAGUUCAAGAGGGGGAAAAGAUGGAUGGGUUUCAGAUAACAUUAACAAGGGUCGUUUUGACAAGUACUAUUGGCUUCUUGCCACACUCAGUGUUGUUAAUAUACUGUAUUAUCUAGUAUGCAGCUGGGCUUAUGGACCUACUGUUGAUCAGGAAUCAAAGGUAACUGAAGAAAAUGGUUCGAAUGAGGAAGAAUUACCAUUAAUUGAAUCGAGGAUUAGGGUUGUUCAUAGAUCAGAUGUUUCAAAAAUCCAAACUGAACCGAAGGGAUCUAUUUUAUAAAAAUGGUUCAAUUAACUAAACCGGUUUUUAUAAAGUGAUUUAGUUUGAAUUUUCUAAAAAUAGAUCUUUUUUAUUUUAAUUUGGAUUGGUUCGGUGUAAUUUGCUUAUUCACUAUAUACUCAUGGUUUGAUUUUUUAAUGAAAUCAAAUUAAACCGAAUCAAUCCACUUGGUUAAUCAAAUUAUUUUUAUAAAACAGAUUGGUUUAGUUUUUUUUUUCCCCUCAAAACAGAUUGAUUUUUAUUAUCUGGAUUUAGAUCGGUUCCAUUUGGAUUUUUUUGCACAUCCCAGUCUAGUACUAAGGGUCUGAUUGAUACGGUAUCAUAGGUAAGUGAAGAAAUUUUAAGAACUUCAUCACAUAAACUGUGGGUGAUUGAGAUGAGUUUGUGUUUCCAAUAAAUAAGAAUGUUAUUUCCUCUGAAUUCUCAGUCAGGGUUCACCAAAGACAAACAAAAGGUUCUUGUGUAGGAGCCGCAUCCUUUAUUCCUUGUGGCUCAUCCAUACAGUAUUAUUUUGGUGAUAACUGAAAUAGAUGAACCAUGUUCCAUUGGUUUCUUUCUGUUAUACUUAAGUGUUCGGCAACUGAAACCGCCAGCUGAUUUUUGUACUAGACUAAACGAAAUAAGGAUUGCAAAGGACAUCUCUCAAAUGCAUGUUGACUUACCGA